Messenger RNA from Dromiciops gliroides (monito del monte), 3353 nucleotides. It is a transcript of the gene ARHGAP36, whose product is annotated as Rho GTPase activating protein 36. NCBI's taxonomy places the organism in Eukaryota, Metazoa, Chordata, Mammalia, Microbiotheria, Microbiotheriidae. The record is from RefSeq and is a predicted model, not a curated record. The transcript has 12 exons. The coding region runs from base 152 to 2029 and encodes 625 amino acids. Gene Ontology annotation, biological process: signal transduction.
CACCAGCUCACUCAGAGAGUUCCAUUUGCACGCAGAAGAAAAGACGAGUCCCAGGACUAUGUCUGCAGCCCAGAGAGCCAAGGAAAGUAAGGAUUGGGUCUGAAAAGUGACUACUCUUGGUAGCAUCCCUGGAAUCGGAAGAGGCCUAGGGAUGCAGGCCGUAUUCAUUCAGAACCUCUCCGAGCUGGAACGUACCAGGCUCCGGGAGAUUGCCUUCUUCUGCCUGCAGGAGAAGAAUCCUUCCUGGCCGAUCAAGAUGCCGAAAGCAAACAAGAAGGGCAAAUUCUUUCGCAAAAGGUUGGAUGUUCUAAGUCGUGACAAAAAAGAUAAUGCUCAGACCUUUGGGAUACCCCUCUCCCAAGUCAUUGCCAACGACUUGGCCAACAAACGGCAGAGGGAAGCCAUGAAGGUUCCUCGGAGACAAGGCCAAAUUGAUGUGGAAGCCACCAUCCUUCGCUUCCUCACCGAGAAGCAUCGCCAGUGCAUGCAAGGAGAACACUCCCUGCUGGGAGCCCUGAUGGAGUAUCACAGGGAGCCUCUGACUCCCCUCUUUGCAGAACAUCCCCCAAAGAUCCAGAGAAGGGGGGGCUUAUCUGUUGACUGCAUUUCCGAUUUGGAUCAAGGCAACUCGCGCCUAUUGGAGGCCCUGCAGCUCUCUCUCCCCACCAGUCGGGAGGGUGUAAAGCUCAUGGGCAAUGAGGAGAAGUUGGGGCUCAACCCUAUUUUCCGACAGGUCCCCGUUAUUGUGGACAAGUGCUGUGAGCACAUCGAGGAGUAUGGUCUGAAGACCCUUGGGAUUUUCCGCGUUGGAAGCUCCAAGAAGAGAGUGAAGGAGCUUCGUGAUGAGUUUGACCAAGGUGUGGAUGUCACUCUGGAUGAGUCCCAGAGCGUUCAUGAUGUGGCCGCACUGCUUAAGGAGUUUCUGCGGGAUCUGAGUGAGCCCCUGGUGCCCCGGGAGUUCUACCAAGUUUUUCUCCGAGCUGCCAGCCUGCCUACUGGCGAGAGACUGGCCAUCUUGCAGCUGCUGAUUUAUCUACUGCCCCCAUGCAACUGUGACACUCUGUACCGCCUCCUGCAGUUCCUGGACAAAGUGUCCAAGCAUUCCGAGGACACCAUCGGACCCCAGGGCCAGAUGAUUUCUGGCAACCGGAUGACCACCGCCAACUUGGCUAUGAUUUUUGGACCCAACAUCCUGCAGAAGGAGAAGAUGCAUGAGAAGGACACCAAGGUUCUGGGGAUGGAGGAGAGCACAGCCAUGAUCACCGUGCUUCAGACCCUGAUUGAGAAUUUCCGCAUCCUUUACAUGGUGCCCCCUGAUGUGCAGAGCGAGGUGCUCCUCAGCCUGUGGCACACUGAACCUGAUGUCAUUGAGUAUCUUCUGCGUCAAAAAUUCAAGACUCCCACCCCAUUGGCGGUCCCUGAGACAUCAGCUUCUGAUAGCGAGUCCACUUCUGCUUCUGAAUGCGUCUCUGCUUCUGGAAUGUCCUGCUCUGCUCUUGAAUCUGCUGCAUCCGGUGCUCACUUGGGUGCACGCAAGGAAACUGAUGAGCCUGUGGCCAGUACCAGCUCUGGGGCCGUCCAGAUCCCCACUCUUUUCCCGCCGUUCUCUUUCCUGAGGCUCCCAGGCCGCAUAGAGAAGGAGCCUACAAAGAGCUCCAAAACUCUCUUCUGCCUGCGCCCCUUCAGGUCUAGCCAUGGAGCUCAGACCCCUGAUGAUGCCUCCUCCAGCCAAGGAGUCUGCAUGAGGCUCUUCAUGUCCCAUAGCCAGCGCCAGAUGGCACGUUCCGAGGAAGAUGUCGUUGAAGAGCAGACCUCCCAGGCUGAGGCCAAAGAGGAAGAAGAGGAGGCCGAGGACAAGGACAAGGACAAGGAGAAGGACAAGGGCAAGGGAAAGGGCAAGGGCAAGGGCAAGGGAAAGGGAAAGGGAAAGGGCAAGGCCCCCGCCAAGUCUGAGAAGCGGGCCAAAUCGCCCCCCUCUGAUGAUACCGAUUCUGAACCACGCCCUGGCUGCAGCUGGUUCCAGUCCUAAACGGACUCUAUCUAUUGCCCCCUCUGCCAUUUCUGCUCCCCCACCCCUUCCCCUUAACUCCCUUACCCCGUGCCGGGCAGGUUCUGACAGGUGCCAACUUCUAGGGUAGCAUGGGAGAUCUACAUGGGUGAGAAAGUGGAAGGCUGAAACCACAGAGGCUACCGGUCAUGACCGACUUCUGUGGGGAGGGAGAGAGGUUCCCAUGAGAUCUCACACCUGGAGACCCCUCCAGGCCAGUAUUUCCAAAACAUUUCUGUCCUCACCAGGGGGGAUGGUCCGGGUCUUCAUCUCUUCUGACAAGUUACACACAGGCCAAUGACCCAGAAACAUUCCCACCACUUCUUUGGUGCUGUUCUCUACUUGAGAGCCUCAGGAGAGAGGGACCAAAGCUUCAGGAGACUGUAGGACUGUAGGAUGGGAGGGCUGAAAGGGUCUUUGGAGACCACUUAGUUUCCCACCACAAAAUGAGGUGGUUGACCAAUGAUCUUUGAGGUCUCUUCUAGCCCUCCAUCUUCUGAGCCCAAGUCUCCUGAUUCCCAAUCCAAUAAGAAAGAACCAGGUGUUCCAGACACCUUGCCCCUUCAAUUUCAUUUUAGCAGACCUGUUACCCGUGCACAAUGAUCUCCCUAUUGAUGUAUCUUUUGAUGUAAGAACUCCUUUUAAGGCAAAAUGCCUCAACUUCCCCCUCCCCCCUGCUGCUUUUCUCUUGUGAAUGCAUGCCACUUAUGUAUAACAUCCCCACCCCCAGCCGCUCCCCGCAAAGAAGUUAGUAGGGGCCUUCUCAGGCCCCUUGUGGAACUGAACCCAGAAGAGUUGAGAACCUAGAGGGGAUACCCAUACUAGCUCAUAGCCACCUCUGGACUCUUUUCUCUAAUACCGUCAGACCACUAGCCGCUCCAGACGGCCCUUCUCUUUCCAUCUUGGUGCUGUCUGCUCAGGUUUCAUCACCAAAAAACCUCACUUCAGAUACUCUUACAAUCAUGUAUCCGGUGAAUGGUCAACAACUGGAGAAGGUCUCAGAUAAGUUUAGUUGAAGAUGCUUUUGCGUGUAGGAUGAGUUGUUUGCAGAUAUCCUAGGUAGGUUUACGUAGGUAUAUUGUGUAUGCAACCCUAACCCUACCGUUACUGUAUCUUCACUAUGCAGGGUUUCAGUAUUCGCAGGGCUAUGAGCUGGUAAGUAGGACUGAGCAUUUCAUCCGACAGUUAACACUAAUGCUGGCUAUGAGCCACUAUGACCUAUCACGUGAGCUGUAUAGUAUGUUGAGUGAAAGUACUUGAAAAUGCAUGAUACUGAUGGCUAGAAGUUGCUGGGGGGUAUAAAACC